GAAUUAGGGACUCGAGGUCAGUGGGGAAGAACGUAGGCUACUUACCAUGUCCACUUCCCCUGAGCCCCAGGUGGUGCGGUCCCAGAGCUGGGACAUUGCAGGACCGGGUCGGAGGAUGAGAGCGAACACACUUGGAGGGAAUCCAGCUUGUGUGCUGCAGCUGCUUGUCGUGGCUGCUGUUCGCAGCUUCACCAGCAGUUGAGAAAUUAUUGAACAAAAAUGACUGAAAGAAUUUUAGAGAAGCUAAUAGCCUUGGAUGAAUAUUCAGAGAAGAUGAUGGAAAUGCGGGCACUGAAAUGUCGGAUGCGAAAUAUCAGUGUGAAGAAGAGUCUGGCCCUUCCCCUGACCUUUGAGUUCUACACUGGCUUUGAAAGGCCCUGUCCUAAAAUUAUUGCUUCAAAACUCAAAGAAUCCUUGCAAAAAAAGCAGCCUUUGGUAAAUGGUCAAAAGAUGGACAGCAAAGUAGCCAGUGGUCUGAAUGUAUGGAAGCCCAAAGUCCUAACUUCUGGACUUUUGCCCAGAAAGUGUCUCUUUGGGAAGGCAAAUAUAAGACCCUAUUCUGUUCCAGGCAACCUGAAAUAUCACCCUCUAGUAGAGAAACUACAACCUUCAGAAAUACCUGAAAAAUGGAAGAUGGCAAAGCCUUUUCUUAACCUAAAAUACAAGGGUAAAACUGAGACAGGGCACAUUAUAUCAUGGGUCGGAACACCUGAACCAACGUUACCAUUGAAAGAACCUGACUUCGGCCCUGCAGAAUUUUCAACUCCAUAUUAUCAAUCCAGUCAUAAAGAAAAUGAAAAGUUACCAGGUAAAAAUAAAUUUCCCUGUCAGAAAUCUGUAACAAUCUCCGACCCAAGUGAUAUUUUAAUGAAGGAUGGCAUAAAAGUAAGGAAAAAAACGACUACCCCAAAAGAUACUGCUUCUCCGGGAAAAAACAAAUGGUUCAGAGACGUCUUUUCCCCUGGACAUGAUGUAGAGAACGAGACGACACAUCUGAUACCUUUGAGCUUUGAGGAUGAAUUGAACAAGCCAAAUGCCAAGAUCAUCAACCUCGAUCAAGCAAAGCAAGAUGUGCCUUCCCCGACGCUAAGUAGCACCAAACCUAUAGUUUUUCAUGAUAUGGGAUAUGUACAAAUGUUUUUUUUGACCAGAAACAGGCAUUACCUGAAAAAUAAAGAAAAACCAAUCACUGCAAAAACAAAUCUUGUUUUGAAAAAGAACAAUGAAAUCAUAAAAUCCUUAAUCAGUGAUCCAUUGAGCGCUGUUUUCAAUGCAAAGGGAACACUCUUGGAUGAAUGGCAAGUAGAUGCUGCCACAACGCCUGAAAUGGCAGAAAACUGGGUAAAAGAAGACUCAUACAGGACAGUUGAUUUCUCAUCAGACCAAAUACCUGGUGAGGACUUUCAGAGAUCUCAAGAUUCGGCUCCAGAUCCUUCCCAGUUUCGAUACUCUUCAAAUGCCAGACACUCCAAGUACCUUCAGAACUUUCGUGCAGUCCGCAAGUGUGAAAGAAUGACUCACCUGGAUAACCUUUUGAGCAGAAAGCCUCCUGAAGCAUCACGGGCAUUUAAAACCAUCAAUGAAACCCAAAAUUUGGGAAAUAAACCCCAGACUCCUAGCACAUUCAAACAGAAUGAGAAGCUUCCAGGUUCGGCUUUUGAGUCAAAAGCCCCAGAGCCAGAGAGAGCGGAAUUCAAACAGAAUGAGAAGCUUCCAGGUUCGGUUUUUGAGUCAAAAGCCCCAGAGCCAGAGAGAGUGGAACAAGCCAUUAAAGAAGAUCAUGUGGAUUUCAAGGGGGGCAAACCCUUAUUUUUGACAUCUUUGGAAGAUGGCAAGAACUGGGUGAGUGAAAAAGCAGCGCCAGGGCGGUCUUCAUAUCCGUUCAACAAUUCCACAAAACAAUGAGAAUCAGCAAUGGGAAAAGACUGGAUACUUCCCAGAUGCCUAGCUCCUGGAGCCAAAAGGACAGCAUUGAUCAACCAGCUCAUCACCGAUCAUCAAACAAGACGGAAGAUUUCGCACUCUGUCAGUUUACCUAAAGGCUUUUAAAUGUGACUUAGAUAAAACCAGAUUUUGAAUAUAAAAUGACCUUGUUCAUUAGACGUCCAAGAGUGUUCAAAGAUGCUUUAUCAAUAAUGAAAUCAUCUUUUCAUUUA
Molecule: messenger RNA, 2156 nt
Organism: Antechinus flavipes (yellow-footed antechinus)
Lineage: Eukaryota; Metazoa; Chordata; Mammalia; Dasyuromorphia; Dasyuridae
Gene: C4H1orf141
Product: chromosome 4 C1orf141 homolog
Exons: 9
Coding region: 220-1905 (561 amino acids)
Source: RefSeq, a predicted model, not a curated record